GACACAAGGGCAGCUUCUCUAAAAGCAGCUUUGGAUGGUAUGUUUCUUAAACAUGGCUUGUCUAUGUCUAAAUUGAGAGGGCAAGGGUACGAUGGAGCUUCUAACAUGACAGGACAAUUUUGUGGGUUGCAAAGGUUGAUACUAGAUGAAAAUCCUUAUGCAUUUUAUUCAUUGCUUUGCCCAUCAGUUGCAGUUAGUGGUUGUUGCUGUUGCCAAGUGUUGUUCCUCUGUAUUGGAUUUCUUUAACCACGUAACUUUGAUUGUCAACACCGUCAAUGCUUCUUGUAAGAGACAUGAUGAACUAGCCCAAGAACAACAUGAUAAUAUUGUGAGUCAAUUGGAGUUUGGGGAAAUUUUUUCAGGAAGAGGGAAAAACCAAGCAACCAAUCUUGUAAGACCUGGGGAUACACGGUGGGGCACACAUCAUAAAACUUUGUGUCGGUUUAUUGAGAUGUGGACAUCUGUUUUGCAUGUAUUAGAGAACAUUCAUGAUGAUGCAGAAAAUUUAACACAAAGAACCACAGCGGGUGGCUUGAUAUCUCAGAUGGAAAGUUUUGAAUUUGUUUUCAUAUUGCAUGUUAUGAUCAAACUAUUGGGCAAGCCUAAUGAGUUGUCACAAUGUUUGCAAAGGAAAGAUCAAAACAUAGUUCUAGCAGUGAGUUUGAUUGGGAUCACAUUGCGGCAACUUCAAAAUAUAAGAGAUAAUGGUUGGGAUCAGCUCUUGAAGGACACAACUGACUUUUGUGUCAAACAUAACAUUAUAUUGCCUAACAUGGAUGAUACAAUACCCGCUCGGGGUCGUUCAAGGGGCCGUGGUGGUCAAAUGGUAACCUUCUAUCAACGCUUCAGAUAUGAAAUAUUCAAUGUUCUGCUUGACCAAACAAUUACUGAGUUAAAUAACCGCUUUGCUGAAAGAUCUACUCAAUUGUUGAGAUGCAUUGCUUGUCUUGAUCCAAGGAACUCAUUUGCUAAUUUUGAUGAAGACAAACUUGUUCGACUUGCUCAGAUGUUUGCUGAUGACUUCUCCAUAUAUGAGAUUUCUUUUGUCCUUAGAAACCAACUUGAAAACUUCAUUGCUGAUGUGAGAGCUGAUUCAAGUUUUGUUAGUUGUAAUGACCUUGGUAGUCUUGCUGUGAAGAUGGUUCAAACUGAUAGACACAUGGUUUUUCCUUUGGUAUAUCAUCUUAUUGAGUUGGCAUUGAUUUUGCCUGUUGCAACCGCAUCAGUG
Molecule: messenger RNA, 1228 nt
Organism: Triticum urartu
Lineage: Eukaryota; Viridiplantae; Streptophyta; Magnoliopsida; Poales; Poaceae
Source: RefSeq, a predicted model, not a curated record